ACUUAUGUGCUCUAUUGUGAGCACUGGUAUCGAUGGGGUCGGUUGGAGAAUUUCAUUCAGGUGCUUGGGUAUCACCCAGAGUUCCUGGAAUCUUUCCUGAAAACUCAUGAACACCUCUUUCACGGGGAUUUACCCAUGCCCUAUCCGGACAGACACUACUUGGCGAUUCUGGUGAGUACGGUGACUUAUUGCCGCUAG
This is a messenger RNA of Dibothriocephalus latus, 198 nucleotides long. NCBI's taxonomy places the organism in Eukaryota, Metazoa, Platyhelminthes, Cestoda, Diphyllobothriidea, Diphyllobothriidae. The record is from the annotation of a GenBank genome assembly.